CCGCGCUUCGGUCCCGCUCCGCGGCUCCAUGGCGCCCGCCCGCCCGCUCCUGCCCCUGCUGCUGCUGCUGCUCUGCGUGGGCCUCCCCGCAGCCGUCGCCGAGUCGAUCCGAGAGACUGAAGUCAUCGAUCCUCAGGAUCUCCUGGAAGGUGGAUACUUCUCUGGAGACCUCCCUGAUGAUGAGGAUAUCGGAGGGCCGGGACAGGACAGUGAUGACUUUGAGCUGUCAGGCUCUGGAGAUCUGGAUGACUCAGAGGACCAUAGGACCUUCCCUGAAGUGAUCCAACCCUUGGUGCCUCUAAAUAACCACAUCCCAGAGAGGGAAGGGCCUGGGAGGCGGGUUCCCACUGAAACUGGGGAACUGGAGGCGAACGAGGUCAUCCCCAAGCGGAUCGCACCCUUUGAUGGGGAUGAGGAUGUGUCCAACAGAGUGUCCAUGUCCAGCACCGCCCAGGGCAGCAACAUCUUUGAGAGAACAGAAGUCCUGGCAGCUCUGAUAGUGGGUGGCAUUGUGGGCAUCCUCUUCGCUGUGUUCCUGAUCCUGCUGCUGGUAUACCGCAUGAAGAAGAAGGAUGAGGGCAGUUACGACCUGGGGAAGAAACCCAUCUACAAGAAAGCCCCGACGAAUGAGUUCUAUGCAUGAAGCUCCCGCAGAUACAGCUUGGACUUUGGCGGGGGGGAGGGAAUCCAGAGGAUUGUGAGUAAUGGGCAUUAGAGUUAGGGGGUGGGCACCUUAAUACUGACCCAUUGGUGUCUCCAGCUCUGACUGCCUCUCCAGCAUCAGAAGAGACAUCAUCUUCCA
Molecule: messenger RNA, 802 nt
Organism: Dipodomys ordii (Ord's kangaroo rat)
Lineage: Eukaryota; Metazoa; Chordata; Mammalia; Rodentia; Heteromyidae
Gene: Sdc4
Product: syndecan 4
Exons: 5
Coding region: 29-643 (204 amino acids)
Biological process (GO): cell migration
Cellular component (GO): cell surface; membrane
Source: RefSeq, a predicted model, not a curated record